Molecule: messenger RNA, 1115 nt
Organism: Juglans regia (Persian walnut)
Lineage: Eukaryota; Viridiplantae; Streptophyta; Magnoliopsida; Fagales; Juglandaceae
Exons: 2
Coding region: 196-954 (252 amino acids)
Source: RefSeq, a predicted model, not a curated record
UUGCUAGCUAGCUAGCGACCGCUGCAUAUAUCGAUCACCGGCCAAUUUGUUUCUUCAAUUGCGAAAUCAUCUUUUUUCCUGGUAAUUGGGAAUAUUUUGAGAUCAGAGAUUGACAAACAACAAAAACUCCAGCAGUAUUGAUAGUCGAUUACUCAAGUCAAGCUACUAGUUAGCUUCUGAUAUUGAUCGUAAAGUAUGGUGAUCAUUACUGAGUUAACGCACUCUAGCCACCCAGACCACGUGCUAAAGUUGACAAAUCGCAUCGAAACACCUUAUAAAUGUGAUGGUUGUAAAGAACAAGGGUUUCAUCCUUGUUACCAGUGUCACGAAAAUGGGUGUGACUUUCAUCUUCAUGAGCACUGCGCUAAGGCUGAUCACAGCGCACCCAUCACCCACGCAUUUUUCGACAACAUACGGUUCAUAUUUCAUAAUAAUUUUCGUCCACAAAGUCGUAUUAGUUUGAGUUUCUGUGUUGCGUGCGGGAAGAGCGUCCAAGGGUUCAAGUACCAAUCAUUCUGUGGUAAAGCACACGUAAUACAUCCUUGCUGUUUGAAUCUUCCGCUCGCUUUGUCAGCUCCUCAAGGUGAUCAGGAGGUGAAAUUGAGGCUACUUAAGAAGUCCAAAUACUGGCCCACCUCAAAGUGUCUAAGAUGCCAAAACAGGAAGAUCUCAAAAGAUAUCCAUGGCUGGGUUUAUGUCUCCACCAGUGGCGAUUUCUGUUACCACGUGGCGUGCGUUCAGGACUUGAUUCUGGAUAGAUGGAAGACCGAUCAACUCCAAUAUCCAAAUGGCGAUCCGGGAAGGCAAACCUUACAAUUGGCAAUUGAGCACAAUAACUUACCUCAAAGGAAGGUUCGCAAGAUACAAUGGGUGGUGAUAAAAGUGGCUCUUCAUCUCCUUAUUGGUGCAAUCUUUGGAGAAGCAAUAGGUGGGAUCAUUGAUCUUAUUUUCUAGCUUUUAUUCUCGAUCAAUUUAUAACUAGACCCGGAAAUAGAGAAUUAAGUACUCUCAGCGGGCAAUCCCAUUAUGCAUGCAUGUACGUUCUAGUCAUCUACGUAUAUGAAUUACCAACUUUUCUUUGUAUCUAGUCAUCUACAUACGCGUGUACAUGACGU